UAUUUUACGUUCACAUAAUUUUUAUGCUUCGUAUGCAUCAUCAAAUGACAAAAAUGAAUAUUUUUAAACAUUAUUUUGUAACUAUUACAAUCAUAGUUCUUCCAAUUUUGAUUAUUCCAGCAACAUCUAAUCCAACAUAUGAUGAUUAUUUAUCAGACUUCGAUAUUUACCCAGGAAAUUUUAACAAAGAUGAUGCUGAUAUUCUAUUACAUAUGGCUGGAUUUAUAGCGGGUGUUUCCUGUAGACCUGAUGACUAUACCAGCAGUGAGUUUUUUUUAUAUUAUUAUUUAAUUUAUUAUUAUACUAUUAUACAUUUAUUCUGUUUAGUCAAAUCUUUUCUUAAAUAUUUAAUUAUCAUUGUUGAGCCAGAAGGGUUAACUUCUUCUAUAUUUUGCAUUAACUAUCCAAGCUUGAAAGCUCUAAAAGCUGUUCUUAUAUUAUAACUUAUAAUUGUGUUAUUGUUCCCGGCUAGUAUGAUUCAGUACUAUGGUGAGUGGUGACCAUGGUAUGUUGCGCGUACCUACACACAUUGUCGACGGAUGUCACUAUGUCAGUAUAACGUUUGUUCAGUAAACUGUUUAAUAUGAAUUUGGAGACUUCUAAUAUUUGUGAAACACAAGGAGGAAAACUAUGUUUCAAUAUAUAUAGUUAUAAAUUUAGUGAAUAUCAUUAUUAUAAAAAGUGAAUAUUUAAAUUUUAUAUUUACUAAGAAAUAAAAAAUAAUUUGUGAGUGUCCUUGACUCUUGUUAAUAAAUUUAAAAAAAUUAUAAAAGUAUUAAACACACAUGGUCAACAAGAGUUUAAUAAUUGAACAAUGACAAAAGAAAUCAUCAGAUGUACCGUUAAAGGUAGUGCAGAAAAUGAUUUGUAGUAUUUGUACAUAAUACCAAACAAAUUAAUACGCUGUGAUGAGUUACGAAAUACGACGAUUAUACUUCAUAUUAAAAUAAAUGUAUUAUAUUUUUAUAUGACGAUACUGUAACGAUACAAUGGCGAUUUAUGCAUCAAUACUUAUACUAUAUUAAAACACACACGCUCACACAAUUGUAAUCAUGCAUUCAUGCCAUUUGAAAACGAAAGUCCUUAACCUGUGAAAGUGAUAAUGGAAAAUGUAGAUAGUAAAAGUUUCACUAUGGAACCAUAUCUUGCAAUUUUUAUAAUCGACAUUCUGGCUCAUUCACCAUCAAAUGCAAUGACUUACGUUUCAUAAAUCCAAAUUAUUUGUCUGUGAGUUACUCAAUUUCCGUCAGUUACCUACCUCUGAUAUGAUGUUAUUAACAAAAUAAUAUUUUAACUAAUUUUUGUAGAAAAAUACAGUAAGUUAAAUUUCAAUAGCAUUGUUAUACUUAUUUAUAAGGUUUAUCUUAAUUAAUUAUAUUAAAUUAUUAACUA
Messenger RNA from Rhopalosiphum padi (bird cherry-oat aphid), 1392 nucleotides. RefSeq lists its product as uncharacterized. The coding region runs from base 24 to 443 and encodes 139 amino acids. The record is from RefSeq and is a predicted model, not a curated record. The transcript has 4 exons. NCBI's taxonomy places the organism in Eukaryota, Metazoa, Arthropoda, Insecta, Hemiptera, Aphididae.